AUGGCUCUCAGUCGGUACCUCACUGGUUUGGACGAAACAGAAACGAAAUUUGAUGCCUCUGCCUCCGAAGUAGCAGAUAUCGAAAGCGCAGUAGUACAGGUUUGUUACCGAAUUCUAGAAGAAGUGUACGAACUAGACAACCGAUUUAAGACAUCUCGUGUACUGAAGACAGGAAGUUUUUACGAAGGAACUAAAAUAAGCGAACCGAAUGAAUUCGACUUGAUGGCCGUAAAUGAAGAAUUGUCGCGUCCUGGCCUCUGUACAGCAGUCAGGGAAUGCCCUGAUGCAGCGGGAUUUGCUCAUGUCCUCACAGAGGACAAAUCUGUUGCUGAUCGCUGGAAAGGAAUUACUUACUCGAGAGAGGAUGGUCGUCUAUAUAUAGUUCCUUACCACCAGUAUGGCUCCGUGCAAGUGACAUUCGGGCAGAUGGUUACGAAUGCAUACGAACGCCUUUGCUCUAGGGGGACAACGAUUUCCACCCCGGCAGGGACUUUAAAAAUGAUACAAUGGGGAACAAAUCCAGUUCGACCGGGUUGUCGUCUCCAACUGAAAUGGAGGUCAAGUUCUACUGACGCUUACAAUCCUCUGAACACAGACGUAGAUUUAACAUUUGCCGUUGAAGUGGAAGUGGAAAAUGAUCGUGAAAGUGCAAGCAAUAGUUUAUAUCUUUUAGUUCCAGCUUGGUGUUAUAAAUGUCAAGAACAUUUUCACAAAAAUAUAUCGCUCUGUUGGAGAAGGUCAUUUUCUGUGAUUGAAAAACAAAUGUUCGAAGAAAUGGGUCACCAGCAUAUUCACAAGAGAUGCAACAGGGUUCUGAAAUAUUUGAAAGAUAUGUUUUAUCUUGACAGAAACCCUUUUCAAAUCAGUUCUUAUGUUAUCAAAACACUGGUACUCCGUCAUGAAGAGCGGUACAAGGAAGAGGAGCAC
Molecule: messenger RNA, 927 nt
Organism: Porites evermanni
Lineage: Eukaryota; Metazoa; Cnidaria; Anthozoa; Scleractinia; Poritidae
Source: the annotation of a GenBank genome assembly